AUGUUUUUGAAGGCAGGCAGAGGGGAAAAAAUAACAACAGUGAGGGUAUAUGGUUCUGAUUGUGUAGUAUUGAUGGAGCCCCCUUUGAGCAAGAGGAAUCCGCCGGCGCUGAGAUUUGCGGAUUUGGCAGCGGCUCAGCCCCAUGCUCAUCAGAGUAUGACAGGCUUCCCCGGACUGGGGAGUCAACCCGCUCACUCCCACCACCACGCUGCAGCAGCUGCAGCCGCCGCUGCAGCUGCAGCUCACCUCCACCCCCGGGAUCUGGGGAGUGACCCUGGAAUGGCCCUCACUGCGUUCGGACCCGAGCACAUGGCUCAGGCGAACGCGCUCAAACUCAGUUCUCCCUCCCAGCCGCCUCCAACGCACCCUGAAGCCCCGGCGGUUGCAGCUGCCACUACCGCGUUCUCCUUGAAGUCCGGCGCGGGCAACUACCCCAGCGGUGGGGGCAGUGCAACGCAGUCUGCACCUCCUCCCCCAGCCCCUCCCCUUUCCUCCUCCUCUUCCCCCUCUCCCCCUCCCCCUCCCCCUCCCCCUCCUCCUUCUGCCCUCGCGGGCUACACCGCCACCAACAGUGGUGGUGGCGGCGGCUGCGGCGGCAGUGGCAGCAUUAGCGGCAGCAGCAAGACCAACAACAGGGACUUCAUCCUCAGGAGAGACCUUUCCACCACGGCCCCCGCUGCUGCCAUGCACGGGGCGCUGGGAGGGGAGCAGCAUUCCCGGGCGGGCUCCCCCCAGCACCCGCCCCCGCCUCCCCACUCUGGCAGCAUGUUCAUCUCCUCGACUGGAGCCUAUGCGGCCCCGGAUGGGUCUGGAGGAGGUGGCGGCGGUGGUCCCGCGCUGUUCCCUGGGCUGCAUGAGCCGUCUGGGGGCCCCGGGAGCCACCCCCACCCGCUGAACGGCCAGAUGCGCCUGGGUUUGGCCGCAGCUGCCGCGGCAGCCGCGGAACUGUAUGGCCGUGCCGAGCCCCCCUUUGGACCCCGCUCUGGAGACUCGCACUACGGGGCAGCAGCGGCCGCCGCAGCAGCUGCCGCCGCGGCAGCAGCUUCCCUGCACAGCUACGGCUCCUUGAACUUAAACCUGAACCUGGCAGCGGCGGCGGCGGCGGCGGCAGCGGGGCAUGGACAUCACCAUCACCACCACCAUCCUCCACCUCCCGCUCCUCCACCACCUCCGCCUCCUCCGCCUCCUCCUGCUCACCACCCCCACCAUCACCACCCCCACCACCCCGGGUCGGCGGCUGCGGCUGCAGCCGCGGCCGCAGGGGCCUUCCUCCGGUACAUGCGGCAGCCAAUCAAGCAGGAGCUGAUCUGCAAGUGGAUCGACCAGGAAGAGUUGCAGCAGCAGCAGCAGCACCAGCACCAGCAGCACCCGCCGCCCCCCGCCUCGAAGCCUUGCUCCAAAACUUUCACCACCAUGCACGAGCUGGUGAACCAUGUCACAGUGGAGCACGUGGGGGGCCCCGAGCAGAGCAGCCACGUCUGCUACUGGGAGGACUGUCCCCGGGAAGGCAAGCCCUUCAAGGCCAAGUACAAGCUCAUUAAUCAUAUUCGUGUGCACACGGGAGAGAAGCCUUUCCCCUGCCCCUUUCCCGGCUGCGGGAAAGUCUUCGCCCGCUCAGAGAACCUCAAGAUUCACAAGCGCACUCAUACAGGGGAGAAGCCCUUUAAAUGUGAAUUCGAUGGAUGUGACAGAAAGUUUGCCAAUAGCAGUGACCGAAAGAAGCAUUCCCAUGUCCAUACCAGUGAUAAGCCCUACUACUGUAAGAUUCGAGGCUGUGACAAAUCCUAUACACACCCUAGCUCCUUGAGGAAGCAUAUGAAGAUCCAUUGCAAGUCUCCUCCACCUUCUCCAGGUGCCCUUGGUUACCCAUCAAUGGGGACCCCAAUAGGAGCCCCCUUGUCUCCUGUCCUGGACCCAGGCAGGAGCCGUUCUGCCACUCUUUCCCCUCAGGUCACCAAUCUCAAUGAGUGGUAUGUUUGUCAGGCCAGUGGUGCCCCAAACCACCUCCAUACACCUUCCAGCAAUGGAACCACUUCAGAAUCAGAAGAUGAAGAAAUUUAUGGGAACUCUGAUGCUGUAAGAACUAUUCACUAGAAAUAAUAA
Messenger RNA from Vombatus ursinus (common wombat), 2103 nucleotides. It is a transcript of the gene ZIC5, whose product is annotated as Zic family member 5. Lineage: Eukaryota; Metazoa; Chordata; Mammalia; Diprotodontia; Vombatidae. Gene Ontology annotation, cellular component: nucleus; membrane. Gene Ontology annotation, biological process: central nervous system development; regulation of transcription by RNA polymerase II; potassium ion transport. Bases 1 to 2094 code for a protein of 697 amino acids. Gene Ontology annotation, molecular function: RNA polymerase II cis-regulatory region sequence-specific DNA binding; DNA-binding transcription factor activity, RNA polymerase II-specific; voltage-gated potassium channel activity. The transcript is spliced from 2 exons. The record is from RefSeq and is a predicted model, not a curated record.